UGCACAUAUGGGUGAUGUUAAACACGGCAUAUCUGGGGAACCAGGAGUACCUUUCAGCGUGACCAGAGUGCAUGGAGAUGGGGCAAGAGAAAUCCGGGCAAAGAGGAAGGUCGAUGAAGCUUCGUAUGCCUUUGUCCCAGUUCUUUCUGAGCCCAUGACUAUCAGGAGGCUUAUUCAACUUGGAUCUGUCUAAAGAACCAGAGGGGAAAAUGACAUUAACACUGUAUAGUUACACUGUUAAAGGAACUACCAUAUGAUGUUCAAGAACAUUCUCAUUGACACAAUCUAAUUUAUUUUCUCAAGUUAAAUUCAUAUCUGACAUUUGAAAGCUAUUUUAAGCUGUAUUAGCAUAGUUGGUAGAAGUUUCUAGACUUCUUAUUUAUCUUACACUGCUAAAUUCUAAUUAAUGCCAUCUUGUUCUUCUAAAGCUAACUGAAACUGCAAGAGAAGCACGGAGUUUUAAAACACCCCCUCAUACACACACACACACAGAAAGAGACAAAAAGAGAAAGAGAAAAUCAUAACGAAUUAGAAAGAGCUUGGGAAUGGACAUCAGGACCUACUUUAUCACUGGAGCUCUGCUGCUAACUUUCUAGAUGAUCUUGAGCAAGUUACCAAACCUCUUAGGCAUCAUUUCUUCAUUUUACAAUAGGGAUAUGGACUUUAGAAGCCUCAUGAGCCAAAUCCACUCACUUGGGUGUUAAUACCUUUAUACUAGGAAGUGUGAACCCAUGAGCCUUUGAUCCUAUGGCUUCCACUGAUCACUUAAAUACAACUCAGAUCUACUGUUACUGCUGUUAUCACUUUAUUUUAAUUGUUAUAUUAUCACCAAGACAAUUCAAUCAAUACAGAAAAAAAUAAGUCAGAAAAACAGGAGUUUCCCACCUCCUUAUUCCUAUGGAUGAUAUAGUACAUAUAUUUACAACCAGUAGUAGAAAGAGAGCACAAACCAAUCACGACAACAGUUGUAAAUGGCGAGCAUAGCCUGACUGGGCUGGACUGCCUGAUUACCUGCACGGUCUCCUCCCCUGGGUAACAUGGUUAGCUCUCUGGAAAUGCCUUCCUGGAUUUUCAAUGCAAAUACACGUUUAUAUACCCAUGCACAGACACAUAAAUAUACAGACAUACACGUAGUUUUUUUCUUUUUUUUAAGUAAAAUAUGAAAACAUACUAAUUAUACACCUCUAAAACUCCAAUUUCAUUGUGGACAUCUUCAGUAUCAGCAUCCACAGAUCCACCUGAAUCCACAGAUUCAUUUCAGUAUCUGAAGAUAUUCAGUUUAUCUAACCAUCUUCUGAUGAUAACAUUUAGGUUGUCUUCAAUUAAUAUGUUUAUAUUGUAGAAAAUAAGAAGCUUGGAAUUUAAGAAUUGUAAACUGUUGCUUAUAAGAACUGUUUUCAGAAGUAAGGAGGGCACCUGCCCAAAUAAGACAACAACACUGCCUUGUUCUUAUGCAUAACAACCUAAAAUUCAAGAAAUGCCUGGUGAUUAGCAAGCGGUCCGCGGAGCACCUGGUAGAAUAACCGAAACCCAAGUGUCAGAAAAGGCAGAACUAUGCUUCCUUCAGGCCUUCCAGAAAGUCUCACCUGUCCCAAAUCCCUCCCUCUCAGCUGGGAGGGCUGGAGAAGACUCAGGUGUCUCCAAUGGGAGAGGGCAGGGUCACAUCCUGUUUUCUGCUAUAAAAAAAAAAAAGCACAGAGGAGCCCACCCACCUACCUGGUUGAUUUGGUGAUAUAUUUGGCCAUGGCGUGCAGACAGAAAGGAGAUGGUGGGAGUCCCUCAAGCUGGUUUAGUGCGGAUUGGAGCACCUACAGGUCACUUUCUUUAUUCUUCAUCCUUGUGACUUCAGUGAACUCAGUAGGUGUUAUUCAACUGGGGAAUCCUGCCUUCCCAGGUACUGUCAUUUGCUAUGAAAAUAGAAUGGAAGUGGAAUUUCCAAGGAAUCUGGGCACCAAAAAAUGGCAUGCAUCUGUGGUGGAUCCCUUUAGUUUUGAAUUGUUGAACUGCACUUCUAUCCUGGACCCAGAAAAACUCACCCUGAAGGCCCCGUUUGAGACCUGUGCCAGGAGAGUAUUUGGCCAGCACCAGGUGACCAUCAGUCUCACAGACAACAGUACUACUUCAAGACAUAUGGCUUUCAUAUAUCCGAUCAGCUGUCCAGUUGUGCAAGCAGAAGAAACCCAUGAGCAUGCAGGAUCCACUAUCUGCACAAAGGAUUCCAUGUCUUUUACCUUUAAUGUUGUUCCUGGCAUGGCUGAUGAAAAUGCGAAACCCAAGACUCUGAGAUGGAUCAUGGAGGUUAGUGAUGGUGUAAAAGUCCAAACUCUGACUUUUAAGGAGGCCAUGACACAAGGAUAUAAUUUCUUCUUUGAUAAGAACAAGCUAAGCAUCCAAAUGUCAUUCAAUGCCACUGGAGUGACUCACUACGUGCAAGGUAACAGUCACCUCUACACAGCACCUGUGAAAUUGAUACAAGAAUCUCUUGGGCAGAAGCUCAUCUUAACAACACAAAUGCUUUGUUUGUCAGAUCCCGUGACCUGUAAUGCCACACAUGUGACGCUCACCAUACCAGAGUUUCCUGGGAAGCUAACAUCUGUGAGCUUUGAAAACAGGAACUUUGCUGUAAGCCAGCUGCAUGACCAUGGGAUCGAGAAGGAAAAAUCCAAGGGCUUGAGAUUGCACUUCAGCAAAACUCUUCUCAAAAUGAAAUCCUCUGAAAAAUGCCUACCCAAUCAGUUCUACUUAGCUUCACUCAAGCUGACCUUUGCCUUUAAAGUGGAGACUGUGUCCAUGGUGGUUUAUCCCGAGUGUGUCUGUGAGUCACCGGUUUCUAUAGUUAUAGGUGACCUGUGCACCCAGGAUGGGUUUAUGGAUGUCAAGGUCUACAGCCACCAAACAAAACCAGCUCUAAACUUGAAUACCCUCAGGGUGGGAGACUCGUCCUGCCGACCUACCUUCAAGGUUCCAUCUCAAGGGCUGACACUGUUUCACAUCCCCCUGAAUGGAUGCGGAACAAGAUAUAAGUUCAAGGAUGACAAAGUCAUUUAUGAAAAUGAAAUACAUGCUCUCUGGGCGGAUCUCCCUCCACGCACAAUUUCCAGAGAUAGUGAAUUCAGAAUGACUGUGAGGUGCCAUUACAGCAGAGAUGACCUGCUAAUAAAGACCGAUGUCCAAAGUCUUCCUCCUCCAAUGGCCUCAGUGAGGCCAGGUCCACUUGCCUUGAGCCUGCAAACCUACCCAGAUAAAUCCUACCUUCGACCUUAUGGGGACAGGGAGUACCCUGUGGUGAGAUACCUCCGCCAACCAAUUUACCUGGAACUAAGAGUCCUUAAUAGGUCUGAUCCCAACAUCAAGCUGGUCUUAGAUGAUUGCUGGGCAACAUCCACCAUGGACCCAGACUCCCUCCCCCAGUGGAAUAUAAUCACAGAUGGCUGUGAAUACAACCUGGACAAUUACAGAACCACCUUCCAUCCAGUUGGUUCCUCCGUGACAUAUCCUAAUCACUAUCAGAGGUUUGAUGUGAAGACCUUUGCCUUUGUAUCACAGGCCCAAGUGCUCUCUAGCCUGGUCUACUUCCACUGCAGUGCGUUAAUCUGCAAUCAACUCUCUCCUGAUUCCCCUCUGUGUUCUGUGACUUGCCCUGUCUCAUCCAGACAGCGACGAGCCACGGGCACCACUGAAGAGAAAAUGAUAGUAAGUCUCCCAGGACCCAUCCUCCUGUUGUCAGAUGGCUCUUCACUCAGAGAUGCUGUGGACUCGAAAGGGCACUGGGCUGCCGGAUAUGUUGCUUUUAAGACUGUGGUGGCUGUGGGUGGCUUAGCAGGCCUGGUGGCAACUCUAGGCCUCAUUAGCUACCUGCACAAGAAAAGAACCAUGAUGUUAAAUCACUAAGGAUUUUCAAAUAAAGUGGUUGAAGUAA
Molecule: messenger RNA, 3919 nt
Organism: Zalophus californianus (California sea lion)
Lineage: Eukaryota; Metazoa; Chordata; Mammalia; Carnivora; Otariidae
Gene: ZP2
Product: zona pellucida glycoprotein 2
Exons: 20
Coding region: 1555-3891 (778 amino acids)
Biological process (GO): binding of sperm to zona pellucida; prevention of polyspermy
Cellular component (GO): egg coat
Molecular function (GO): acrosin binding; structural constituent of egg coat
Source: RefSeq, a predicted model, not a curated record